Molecule: messenger RNA, 1338 nt
Organism: Sipha flava (yellow sugarcane aphid)
Lineage: Eukaryota; Metazoa; Arthropoda; Insecta; Hemiptera; Aphididae
Exons: 2
Coding region: 1-1338 (445 amino acids)
Cellular component (GO): nucleus
Molecular function (GO): DNA binding
Source: RefSeq, a predicted model, not a curated record
AUGUUAGAUUUUCGUAAAUUGGCUUUUCAACUUGCCGAACAAAAUGGUUGCUCUCACCGUUUUAAUAAAGCUAAUAGAAUGGCUGGUCAGGAUUGGAUGAAUGGUUUUUUAUUAAGACAUCCAGAUUUGAGCUUAAGAAAACCUGAAGCAACUUCUGGUGCUCGUGCUAUGGGUUUUAAUAAAGUAACUUAUACUCAGUUCUUCAAUUUAUUAACUGGGUACAUUGAUAAAUAUAAGCUGAAUGCGAAUAGAAUAUAUAAUUGCGAUGAAACUGGUAUCACAGUAAAUCCAAAGGGACAGUCAAAAGUGUUAGCUACUAAAGGGAAAAGGCAGGUUGGCAUUUUAACAUCUGCUGAACGCGGAGAAACUGUGACUGCAGUAAUAUGCUUUUCAGCUAGCGAUGCGUAUGUCUCUCCAAUGUUAAUUUUCCCAAGAAAAAGAAAUCAACCACAUUUUUCUACUGGACUACCCCCUGGAUCGUGGGUUGAAUGUCAUGAAACAGGAUGGAUUACUUCUGAACUGUUUUUAAAAUGGUUCAUGAAAUUUAUUGAAUUUUCGAGAGCAACAAAAGAAGAUCCAGUUCUAUUACUUUUUUAUGGUCAUUCUUCACACACUAAAAAUCUUCCGGUUAUUAACGCAGCUAGAGAAAAUGGAGUUAUUUUACUAUGCUUUCCACCUCAUUGUUCACACAAAUUACAACCAUGUGACAUGUCAUUCAUGAAACCACUGAGCACAUAUUAUGAAGAUGGAGUUAGAAAAUGGCUCCGUUGUAAUCCAGGAAAAGUUGUUACUUUAGAAAAUAUUUCAUCAUUAUUUGGUGCAGCAUUCAUACAUGCUGCAAACAUGAAAACUGCAAUGAAAGGUUUUGAAGCAACUGGAAUAUGGCUUCCGAACAAUAAUGUUUUUAGUGAUGAAGAUUUUUUACCAUCUGUUGUAACUGACAUUGUACCGAGUAUUUCGUCGACUGAAAAGGAUGCUGUAGUAACUGAAAAACUAAAUAAUCAACAUUUAAACUUGGAAACGACAGAACAAACUACUGUUGUUUUCAAUGAACCAAAGUGUUCAUCGGUUCUUAAUGAUCAACCAAAUACAUUUCCGAUUGAAUCGCCUAAAAAUAUAUUACCUAUUCCUCAAGUGAAACAAACAGAAAAAAGAAAUUCAAGAAAGAGAGGUAAAACAGCUAUUUUAACGGAAUCGCCCUACAAGAAUAACUUGCAAAUGUCUUUGAAAAUGACCAAAAAAAAUAAAGAAUUCAAUCUUUACACAUCAAUACUGACAUCUGACAUCAAACUGUACCAGCAACGAACAAUGAAAUAUCAGUUAUACCAUUCGAGAUAG